This is a messenger RNA of Pelobates cultripes (western spadefoot toad), 566 nucleotides long. NCBI's taxonomy places the organism in Eukaryota, Metazoa, Chordata, Amphibia, Anura, Pelobatidae. The record is from the annotation of a GenBank genome assembly.
AUGGCGACGAUGGGACCAGAGGCAGUAGCUCACGAUUGGAUUGCGAGGUAAUAACGGAUGAAGAACCUCUCCCUACAAUCAUCUUACAGAAAUCAUUGGACAAGUUGUCACAGGCACUGAUCUCCACAUGGCAAACCAGUGUGGAGGGCCUGAAGAAAGACAUAAAGGAAUUGGGAUCUUGCACAGCACAGGUUGAAGCUAAAAUGGAAGAAAUAGUGGAAGCUCAUAACUCUGCUGCUGAUAAAAUUAAGCAAAUGGAGAUCCAACUUACUUAUUAUGAGCAGAAAAUAAUGGAUUUAGAAGAUAGAUCACGACACAGUAAUCUUAGAAUUCGAGGAGUUCCAGAAUCAAUUACAAUAACAGAAUUACCUAAUUAUAUACUCAAGCUUUUUAAAACCCUGGCUCCUGAAAUAUCAACAGAUAUGUUUUUAUUGGAUCACCUGCACAGGGUUUCUAAACCUAAGCAUAAACAAGCUACUUUACCCAGAGAUGUGCUUCUUAAAGCACAUUAUUUUCACAUUAAAAAUCUGCUCCUGAAAAAGAGUCGUAACAAAUCUGCUACCUGA